Leptidea sinapis is the source of this 1089-nucleotide messenger RNA. It is a transcript of the gene ACBP, whose product is annotated as acyl-CoA-binding protein homolog. The record is from RefSeq and is a predicted model, not a curated record. Gene Ontology annotation, molecular function: fatty-acyl-CoA binding. Gene Ontology annotation, biological process: fatty acid metabolic process. Lineage: Eukaryota; Metazoa; Arthropoda; Insecta; Lepidoptera; Pieridae. The transcript has 4 exons. Bases 112 to 384 code for a protein of 90 amino acids.
CCCAGUUCACAGUUUCACACUUCACAGUUGCAUAUUCUACCACGAAGUGUACAGUCGUGUAGUCUAACGUCUUCCAUUUAGUCAAUAAGUUCAAUAUCGUUGUUGGUAACCAUGUCUCUCCAAGAGCAAUUUGACAAAGCUGCUGAAGAUACCAAGAAGCUAAAGACACGUCCAAGUGAUGCAGACCUCCUAGAGAUCUACGCCUACUUCAAGCAGGCCACAGUUGGAGACGCAGACCCUGCUGGCAAACCGGGCAUUUUCGACCUGAAGGGCAAAGCUAAAUACGAAUCUUGGGCCAGCAAGAAGGGCGUGUCCAAGGAAGACGCCAUGAAUGCCUACAUCGCCAAGGCAAAGACCCUGGUCGAUAGCAUCGGCUUGCAAUAAAUAUAGUUCUAAUCUUAGGUUAAGGAUUGGUCUCCGCUACGCUUCAACUAGAUAACGUACUACCUGAGAACAAUAGCUUUUUUAUUACGGCAACUUUGUUGUAGAUGGAUUGGCUAUUUGUAAAGAUGCUUGUGUGCGUGCCAUCUUGACACUCAAUGACAUCUAUAAAAUUUUGUAACAUAUACGCUUCGUGUUAUUUUACAUUGAAAGUACAACGUCACACAUUGUUCGAGAUUGGCUCGAGUACGCCCACUUGGGCGUAGUAUUAGUUGCCGCACUUUGCGACUACGCCUGCGGUAUCUAGAUGGAGCGCAGCAGAGAUCAAUGCAUAAUCUAUGGUUCUAAUAUUUAUAGUUGAAAUGACAGCGUCUGCUAAAUUAUUAACAGCCGCUAUGAUUGAAUCCGCAAAUGCAUAACUGUCUCGACUAGUCAAAAACGUUUCGUUAAAAAAAGAUGAUUGUUAUUUCAACUGUAAGUAUAAUAUCGCCGCCUCUUUAUUACGAGUGUCUUUUUAUCUGUAAGCAUUAAAUUAUUGUUAUAUUAGCUGUUUAAUAUUUUACAAUAUACACUCUAAAAUCAAAUAGUAUAUUUACGAAAGUGCUUUUGAAAGACAUUAAAUUAUAUUGUUUGCUAUACGAGAUAUAUGGUUGAAUUUAUUUUUGUAUAAUCUGCCUUAUGUGGGGAAUAAACGAUAACUAUGGUGGA